Messenger RNA from Lates calcarifer (barramundi perch), 2617 nucleotides. RefSeq names its product DnaJ heat shock protein family (Hsp40) member B9a (gene dnajb9a). Gene Ontology annotation, molecular function: protein-folding chaperone binding; misfolded protein binding. The record is from RefSeq and is a predicted model, not a curated record. The transcript has 3 exons. NCBI's taxonomy places the organism in Eukaryota, Metazoa, Chordata, Actinopteri, Centropomidae. Bases 217 to 870 code for a protein of 217 amino acids. Gene Ontology annotation, cellular component: endoplasmic reticulum.
AGGGCAGAAGCGCAUCAACGUACAAUGUCUACUUACACUGAUACGGCGAAAGAAUCGAAGAGGAGAUGGAGACGAUGUUGCUGCUAACAACUGCCCUUUGAUAACACUCACAACUUACCACUGUCUUGUUUAACAUUGGUUAAACAGUUCACAGGCAGUGUGAGUGCAACAUAUCCAGCUCUCCUGUCAAACUUAUAAAAAGGGACAUCAGAGGCCAUGGCCACAGCACAGUCUGCUGUAACAUUUGCAGUGUGCAUCCUCAUGAUAACAGAGCUGAUACUUGCCAAGAAGGACUACUAUGAUAUUCUGGGAGUGCCUAAAGAUGCCUCUGAGCGACAGAUAAAAAAGGCUUUCCACAAGCUUGCAAUGAAAUAUCACCCUGAUAAGAACAAGAGUCCAGACGCUGAAGCGAGAUUCAGGGAAAUUGCUGAGGCUUAUGAAACUUUAUCGGAUGAAACCAGAAGAAGAGAAUAUGACCAGUUUGGUGACACUGCUGCAUACUUCACCAGGGAGACUCAAGGCAGACAUAGACAGGGUGCCCACCAACCUUUCAGCUUCAAUUUUGAUGACAUAUUCAAGGACUUUGACAUCUACAGCCAGAACAGGCACGCCCGUCACCGAAGACACUUCGAUGAACAAUCCAGGUCCCACAAGGAGUCCCACAGCAGACACAAGAGACACUUUCAAGGAGGUCUUGGAGCAGGUAUCUUUGACGACAUGUUUGAAGACAUAGAGAGAAUGUUUACUUUUGACAGACACACCAAACAGACUGACAACGGGUUUCAUGGUGCAUCAAAACAGCACUGUAGAACAGUGACACAGCGCCGAGGAAAUAUGGUAACCACAUACACAGACUGCACUGCACCUUGAGAUGCAAUGUAAAAUGACUUAGAAUUGCCUUGAGGGGAUACAAUACUGUUGUAUUGAUUAGUUAACUGAAAACAACUUGGUUCAAAUGCUGUGAAAUUUGAACUGUGACAUUGAGAACUGACAUUCAGGCACAAAAUGACAAGCACUGACUACACAGUUUACUUAGCUUAGGUCUAAAUUCAAAUAAGCUAUGUUUUGUUCAACCUAUUCCCUGUGUGUGCUCAUGGGCUUCUAAAUGAUUGUAGUUGUUUUUUGCUCCUUGUUGAAGUAAGCUGAUUGAGAGUAUUUUGUCAGUAUUUUUUCAAGCACCUUCUUUUGAUAGUCAAAUUUGAAAACAUUGUUAACUUUUACCGCUUUGAGAAAUAAAGUCCCGGCACACAAAUGCAUCUGUUGGUUCACCACUAGUUCACCUAAAACUCUGUUUCUGUACAGUUUUUAGUUUUUUUUUCUUUUGUAUAGAAUUUGCUAUUGUAAGUCUCCAGUCACAGCUAAAGACAGAGACAAUAGCAUCCAGUGGAGUUUUGUUUGGUUGUCAAAUGGGGAGCAAUGUCAACAAAAGCCCAGGACCUGACAUACAUUGGAGUGUCCAGCGUGUAUUUUUGGGUUUGUACUACAUCUUGUUGGAAAAUGUGUACUCUAAAAAGCCAGUCUUACUGUUGAACGCCAUAUAUUUCAGUGUUUGUGGUUAAAUCUAAAGCAGUAAUUGUUAAAGAAUGUAAACACCCCUAAAUGAUAAAAUAUAAUUAGGGAAGAGGUACAAAUGAAUAUGGAAAUGCUUAUGACUCAGAUUUUAUUGGACGUGACCUGGACAGACCUGCACUAUAUUCAACCAAGUGUGAAACUUAUAAUAUUGUAUUUUGCUGAGAGUUUUGUAAUGUAUUUUGAGGCCAUACUUUGUUGCGUUGGAUUGGAUUACACUGACAAAGUAUCGGCUUCAUGUUACAAUAUAACAAAAAGAAUAACAAACACUGCAAACUCUAAAAUAAUAAGAGUUAAAUCAACACUUCUGAAAACUAAGCAAGUUGCACACUAAUAUUGCAGGGUUAUUACUACUGUUUGAUUGCAUUAUAUUUUGCAGUUGUGUUAUUGUGUUCAACCCUCAUAUUUUUCAAGGCCAUUCUCUUUGAUAUGACAAGAGGGUUUUGUUGUUUUAUUGAAGUAUAGGUUAUUAAUGGAUCUUCUGUUAAGCUCUGUUGUCUUACAUUGUUUUUACAACUUGCACAUCACAAUGCUCAUUGUCAGACCUUUUUCACUUCAGUGUCCUAAGGCCACCUUCAAUACAAUGAAAAGUCACAAGUUUAAUUUCUACAUUUAUUCAAACCUGCUCUUUGCUUUUUAAAUGUUGGAUAUGUGAUAAGGCCUUACAGUUUCACUACAUAAAACCACAAUUCCUGAAAUAUAGGUGUUGAAAAAAGUUGACUGAUGUGUAAUUUAACUGGCAGUGGACCACUUGAACUGUAAGCUAUAGUAUGUACUACUAAGCAUGCACAUAACUAGUGGAUGAAACACUGAGCACAUAGUGUAGAAGAUGAAACCUUUCCUAACAUCUCAUGUGUUACCUCAUUCCUGUAAAUUAGGUACAAAGACAGGCUCCUUUCCUCCUUGUUGUGCUGUGCAAUAUUUAUUUUAUAUAUUGGUAUUGUUGUUGUAAAAUAUUCAAUAGCACUUUCAAUUUUGUCUACAUUUCCAAAUAUGUGUUUUGUUUUUAAAGAAUGUGUUUGAAAAAAAUAAAACGUAGAGACCUUUA